AUGACCGGCGGCGUGGGCGUUGGCGGCGGCGGGGCGUGCGCGGUGUGCAAGCACCAGCGGCGCAAGUGCGAGCCCAACUGCGAGCUUGCCGCUUACUUCCCGGCCAACAGGAUGAACGACUUCCGCGCGCUGCACCUCGUCUUCGGGGUUGCCAACCUCACCAAGCUCAUCAAGGCCAACGCCACCGAGGCGGCCCGCCGCCGCGCCGCCGAGACGCUGACGUGGGAGGCGCGGUGGCGGGAGCGCGACCCAUCCGAGGGGUGCUACCGGGAGGUCUCCUGCCUCCGCCGCGAGAACGCCGUGCUCCGCGCCGAGAACGCCGCUCUCCGGCGCCGGGCCGACCAGUGUGCGGGCUGCUGCGCCGGCGCCCUGCAACAGCAGCAACAACAACAAAUGCUGCUAGUCUCGGCUUACAACGGCGCACGGCCUCCCGGCAGCGUGCUGCACGGCGCUGGCACUACCGGUGUCGUGCCCGGCGGCUUCUACAACGGCAAUGCCGGCGCUGGCGUCCGUGGCGCCAAUGGCAACGGGGCGAUGUCCGUGAGGCCUCACGCGUCGGUUCCGGCGGCGCAGACGACGAUGGCCGGAUAUUCUCAGGGUGAACGCUACCACGCCGCGUCGAACGGAGCAAACGGCGCCGGCGCGCCGAGGCCGGGCGCAGCUGGUCAGGUGGAGUCCAGGGAGAAGAACAGCGCGAGGUGA
Molecule: messenger RNA, 702 nt
Organism: Lolium perenne
Lineage: Eukaryota; Viridiplantae; Streptophyta; Magnoliopsida; Poales; Poaceae
Product: LOB domain-containing protein 25-like
Source: RefSeq, a predicted model, not a curated record